This is a messenger RNA of Pecten maximus, 1855 nucleotides long. RefSeq names its product delta(14)-sterol reductase LBR-like. NCBI's taxonomy places the organism in Eukaryota, Metazoa, Mollusca, Bivalvia, Pectinida, Pectinidae. The record is from RefSeq and is a predicted model, not a curated record. Gene Ontology annotation, biological process: sterol biosynthetic process. Gene Ontology annotation, molecular function: oxidoreductase activity, acting on the CH-CH group of donors, NAD or NADP as acceptor. The transcript is spliced from 8 exons. Gene Ontology annotation, cellular component: nuclear inner membrane; endoplasmic reticulum membrane. Bases 336 to 1637 code for a protein of 433 amino acids.
AUGGACGAGCGGUUUCAUUGUUACACAUCUGUAUGCUUAUUAUUCCAUCAGGUAUUCUUUGUCAGACAACCACAGCCGAAAGUAUUUGUGUUUGAGAUAUUAUUGGAGAUAAAGGGAGUUGUUUCCUCUUCAUAAUAAUAGUAUACGUAUAGAACAGACACACUAGUAUUCGGUGGAAUUCAUUUAAAAUCCACACUGAGGCCGCCAAGUGUGUAUGAGACAUUUGUACGGUCCUACAGGUACAAACACAGAUCUGCUGAUUUCCAAUAUUGUGAAUUUAAGUUAAUGCUGUCCUAGCUACUGAAGACCAUCCCGACAACCACCAUAUAGUAGUCAUGCAGAGGCGUCCACUUCAUCCCCAUAAAGGGGAUCAGAACCGUGAGCAAAAUACAGAAGAUGAAAAGGAGUAUUAUCAGUAUGGAGGUGCUAUGGGGGCUCUCUUCACCAGUGUAUGUUUCAUAGGACUGACAUAUAUAGUGGUGGAAAAGAUUCAGUCUGGUAAAUGGGAGAUGCUGAGAGUUCCCGAGUUCCCGAGCCAUGUCGGGGGAUGGCUGGAUUUUAGGGCAGCCGCUAUGUUCCUGGGCUGGCUGGGGGCCCAGUGUAUUCUCUAUCUCCUCCCCAUAGGUGGACCUAUAGAGCUAGGGUCACCCACCAAGGACAACGGUCGCAGACUGUCUUACAGACUCAACGGAUUUUUUGUGUUUAUGGUGAAUACAAUAUGUCUGCUGGCUGCGACCUACGCUGGAGUUCCUGUUACCAUGCUAACAUCAAAGGCGCUACAGUUGUUGACUGCUGGCCUUGUGACCUUCUUUCUUCUUAGCAUUGUCUUAUACGCCAAAGGCAUGACACUGAGGCCCCGUGACCGCAGCCCAUGUGGUCAAACAAAGAGUGCCUAUUACAAUUGGUUUAUUGGUGUAGAACUACAUCCACGAUUUGGAUUUCUCGACCUAAAGCUUGUUCUCUUCCGUAGUGUUGUCAUUGGUUGGAUGAUUUUUAAUUGGGUGAAUGUUAUGGACGCGUAUGAGACUGGUCACCUCACACCAUCCCUAAUACUUGUCAGUAGUCUACAGUUGGUGUAUGUGCUGGACACAUUCUGGUUCGAGACCGGAAUGUUGGUGUCACGAGAAAUUAUACAUGAGGCAUUAGGUUUCAACCACCUCAGCCUUUGUCUGAUGAUUCCAUUUACAUUCUGUGUCCAGACCCGUUACUUGGUAACAACAGGCUUUACUCUCCCCUGGUACUGCCUCGUCCCCAUCUUGGUUUUGAACCUAACUGGAUAUUGGAUUCUAAGGGGAAGUAACUCUGAGAAAAACAAUUUCAGACGAAAUCCAAAAGAUCCUGCCUUUGCAAAGUACGAAACCCUGCCUACCCGGGUAAAGGGUAAAAACCUCCUGGUGUCUGGGUGGUGGGGGAUGAGCAGACACCCUAACUACUUUGGAGAUAUCCUCAUUAACUUCACCUUUGCCUUACCAACAGGAUUUGGUCAUUUCCUGCCUUACCUAAACCCAGUACUUUUGGUUUUGCUGUUGAUAGACCGCGAGCGAAUGGACGGAGAAGAUUGUAGGCAACGAUACGGAGAUGUGUGGGACAAAUAUUGUGAAAAAGUCAAGUACCGAAUUAUCCCCUAUGUCUACUGAAGGACCAGACUAGAACUCUGACAAAAUCAUCCUUAAUGUAAUACUGUAAUAUAAUUAACAACUUCUGUAACAAACGAUUAAAAUAUCAUGUCUUAUUGAUCAAUCCAAUGUGCUGCCUAACUUGUGUGCCAUUAUUUUAAGACAAUCAUCACAUUUAUUAUUUUUUUACUGACAAUUUUGAUAUCUUUAUUCAAUUUUAAAUAAAAGAUGAACUGUAA